GAGCGUAAGUUUUUUUCACGCUAAACUCCUUUGGACGAGUGGUUCAAACUUCGAAGCCAAUGAGCAAUCACCCACAAACUACCCUUCCGCAUUAAAUACCCAACAUUAUUAUAAACGCACUGUCAGAACCUUCCUCAACGGACAGUCAUCUUUCUUUUCUUCCAUGUCUGCAUCAUCAUCGUCCACAGCAACAAUGAUAGAAACGGAACGGUUACAACCGCCGAUAGAUGCGCAUGACGAAGAGGACAGUCCUACUGAUACAACUAACCCAGCGUUUCCAGACGAAUCACCAACUCUUCCGCCAACUCCUGGAGAUAAUAAUGGCCCAGAAAAUUCAGACCCAACACCAGCACGGCCACUAUCACCUCAUAAUCAAAGCUCUGCCCAACAUGCUACACUCGUCUCCUUAACACGAACUUCCAACAGACCAGAUCUUCAUUUACAAUCAAUGACAGCCGUUUCUAAUAAUACCACUUCAUCUUAUAAUAACAAUUCUUCACAUUAUUUUCAAGUAACCUCUCCUCAAACCAAUGCAUUCACACCCACUGGUCCUUCGUCUCCUGGUCGAGCAUCGAAUCGAAUUGUAGCUACGCAGCCAAUAGCUAACCAACGUCCUAUUGACGGUCAAUCUGCGAUAAUAACGCGGCGACACAACAGUCAUGGUCAUCGAGGAGAGGGUAGAAGAAAUCAUCAAGAACCUAACAUACCCACAGCGCCUCCGGUCCCUCAUGCGCCAGCUCCAUCUAUGUAUUGGUCAAAGGUUAAGACCUUCGGCAAGGCGCCCAAGACGCUCAGAGCACAUACCGUAAAUCUAGUAGGAGAGUCAAUGUACGUGUUUGGAGGAUGUGAUGCACGGACUUGCUUUAAUACGGUAUACGUAUUUGACGCGGACACCAUGUACUGGAAUAAGCCGAGAACUCUUGGAGAACCACCGAAGCCAUGUCGUGCUCAUUCGUCCACUCUUGUGGAUAAAAAAUUGUUUGUUUUUGGGGGCGGUGAUGGACCCGACGCAGAAUUGACAUGUUUACUUUCAAAAAACUUAGACACGUUGACAUGGACUAAACCUUCGACUUCUGGAAGUGUCCCUUCUCCCCGCAGAGCGCAUACUGCCGCAUAUUAUAAUGAAUGUAUUUAUGUCUUUGGUGGCGGUGAUGGUGCCCGCGCACUUAACGAUGUGCAUGUUUUAAAGAUAUCAGACUUAAACAAUUUAGAAUGGAAAAAACUAGAAUUAAAAGGGCGCCCUCCAAUAUCUCGGGGUUAUCACACCAGCAACCUCGUUGGAAACAAACUAGUCGUAUAUGGGGGGAGUGACGGUCACGAAUGUUUUAGUGACGUCCACGUAUUAGAUCUUGAAAAAAGCACUUGGACUCAAAUAGAUGUCGCUAACUCCCAUAAACGGCUUUCGCACACAGCAACUCAAGUGGGCUCUUAUUUGUUUGUAGUUUGUGGACAUGACGGAGGGAAAUACACCUCCGAAGUUCAGUUACUGAACUUAGUCACAAUGGAGUGGGAAACUCGUAAAGUUUACGGCACUCCACCAUCAGGUAGAGGCUACCACACAACGGUCUUAUAUGAUUCACGACUUUUCGUAUUUGGUGGAUACGAUGGUCACACUGUCUUUGAUGACGUUUAUGUUUUAGAUUUAUCGGCUUGUGCUUAUUUGCCACAGAUUAUCAACUUUCAACUUCCAGAAAGAAGCUGA
Molecule: messenger RNA, 1702 nt
Organism: Acaulospora morrowiae
Lineage: Eukaryota; Fungi; Glomeromycota; Glomeromycetes; Diversisporales; Acaulosporaceae
Source: the annotation of a GenBank genome assembly